Molecule: messenger RNA, 1077 nt
Organism: Schistosoma spindalis
Lineage: Eukaryota; Metazoa; Platyhelminthes; Trematoda; Strigeidida; Schistosomatidae
Source: the annotation of a GenBank genome assembly
AUGAAACCAUCAAUAUCAACUAUGAUAGAAGAUAAAAUAAUUAAUAAACAAUUAUCAAAUCAAUCAAUAAAUCAAUUAUGUUUAUUAAAUCAAAAAAAUCAUAAAUUAUAUAAAUUCAAUAAUACAAUUAAUAAUAUUCAUAAUGAUAUCAAUGAACAAUUAAAACGUUAUCGUACUAGUUAUACACAAAAACAAAUUGAAUUAUUAGAAAAAACUUAUCAAUUAGAUCGUUAUAUUAAUCGACCUCAAAGGGCUAAAUUAUCUGUUGAAUUAAAUUUACCAGAGAAUAAAAUUAAAGUUUGGUUUCAAAACCGGCGAAUGAAAGAGAAACGUCAAGCUCUAAUGCUGCCAACUGUUGCAGGUAAAGAUCCUUAUUUAAGAGAAACUCUUCUAAGAGUUACACAAUUAUAUUGUGCAACACGUUAUGGUAAUGAAUCUUCCAAUAUAGAUAUAACAAAAUUCCAAUCAAAAGUUUCACAAAAUAAAAAUGUCUCGAAUGAAAUACGUAAACGAAUAAGAACAUCAUUUAAUCCAACCUCAAUAACAUCUGAAUUAUCUAAUAAAAACAAUCACAAUAAUUGUAAAUUACAAAAUUUACCAAAUAAACCAUGGGAAAAACAAUCGAAUUUAAUAACUAACAAACAUAAUAUAAUUCAUAAAGAGAAUGAGGUUAAUCAGUCAAAUAUAUACAAUAAUAAAUCUAUGCUAAAUAUUACAAAUGAGCAAAUUAUAUCAAAGAAACAUGAAACCAAAGUUAUUACUUCAGAUAGUUCUUGUGAAACUUCUAAUCUGAAAUAUCAGAAUAAUAUACAAUGUUCCAAUGAUAAUAUUAUUAAUAAAAAUAUUGAUAUGAAUAAAUGGACAAUGAUUUCUUAUCCUUUAAAUCUUUCAACUUCAUCAAUUAGUAGUGAUGAAAAUCAUUCAUUAUUUGACGAUCAAUUUAUUCAAACAAAACAAAAUAUUUCUAAUCUAUAUUCAACAUUUCCAUUUAUUCAUAAUAAUACAUCUUCAAUGAUGUUAGAUUAUCCUAAUGAAUCAGUUAUAUCAUCUACAAUAUCCCAAAUGAAUUCAUUCUAA